CAAGUAAAAAGUAUUCGCCUAAGAGCCAAAGAGCACUUCCGCUACGUCACAGUGACACGUAUCAAAAUGGCGGCCGCGGCGAUGGAGACGUGGUGGGCCUUGCUGCUGAUGGCCUCUUUGCCUGUCGUCCGGACCUUCUAUGUUCCUGGAGUUGCUCCACGGGACUUCCACGAGGGGGACACCGUAGAUCUGAAGGCGGUGAAGCUGACCAGCUCUCGCACGCAGCUUCCUUAUGAAUACUACUCGCUGCCUUUCUGUAAGCCGGACUCUGUCUUUUACAAAGGAGAGAACCUGGGUGAGGUCCUACGUGGGGACCGUAUUGUGAACACUCUCUACAAUGUCGAGAUGAACAAGGAUAGGAAGUGUGAGAUGGUAUGCAACAAGAAAAAGCUCAGCAUUGAAGAGAGCAAGCUGGUGGCUGAGCGAGUCCAGGAGGAGUAUUAUGUGCACCUUAUUGCAGACAACCUUCCGGUUGCCACCAGGUUGGAGUUUUACCCCAACAGAGAGGCAGGCGUGGAGGAGGAGCAGCAGAAGAAGGACUCAGCCAAAGACGUCCAGUUUGAACAUGGCUACAGGCUAGGCUUCGUCGAUGGCAACAAGUUUUAUCUGCACAACCACCUCUCCUUGAUCCUAUACUUCCACAGAGAGAAGCUUGAGGAACAGGAAGUUCACAACUACAGGGUGGUGCGAUUUGAGGUCAUCCCCCAGAGUGUAAAAGUAGAGGACCUGAAGGCAGUGGAAAAGGAGAUGACGUGUACGCUGCCCGAGGCUAGUGGCUCUGCCCCUCAGGAGAUUGACCCGACCAAGGAGAACGAGGUCCUCUUUACCUACUCCGUCCACUGGGAGGAGAGUGAGGUGAAGUGGGCGUCUCGAUGGGACACCUACCUGACCAUGAGCGACGUCCAAAUUCACUGGUUCUCUAUCGUCAAUUCCGUGGUGGUGGUCUUCUUCCUGUCUGGUAUUCUGAGUAUGAUCAUCAUCAGGACCCUGAGGAAGGACAUUGCCAACUACAACAGAGAGGAUGACAUAGAGGACACUAUGGAGGAGUCAGGAUGGAAGAAUGUCCAUGGCGACGUCUUCCGGCCGCCUCAGUAUCCCAUGAUCCUCAGCUCUCUGCUGGGCUCAGGGAUCCAGCUCUUUUGCAUGAUCCUCAUUGUCAUAUUUGUUGCCAUGUUGGGCAUGCUGUCUCCAUCCAGUAGAGGAGCCUUGAUGACCACUGCUUGCUUUCUCUUCAUGUUCAUGGGCGUAUUCGGUGGCUACUUUGCCGGCAGGCUGUACCGCACACUGAAGGGACACCGGUGGAGGAAAGGAGCCUUUUGUACGGCCACUUUGUAUCCGGCCGUGGUGUUUGGAAUCUGCUUCAUCCUAAACUGCUUUAUCUGGGGAGAACACUCGUCUGGGGCUGUCCCCUUCACCACGAUGCUGGCCCUGCUGUGCAUGUGGUUCGGCAUCUCCAUGCCGCUGGUUUACCUGGGCUACUACUUUGGCUUCCGCAAACAGCCGUACGAUAACCCUGUGCGCACCAACCAGAUCCCCCGGCAGGUCCCUGAGCAGCGCUGGUACAUGAACAAGUUUGUUGGAAUCCUGAUGGCUGGGAUCCUGCCAUUUGGUGCCAUGUUCAUCGAGCUCUUCUUCAUCUUUAGUGCCAUCUGGGAGAAUCAGUUCUACUACCUCUUUGGCUUCCUGUUUCUGGUCUUCAUUAUCUUGGUGGUGUCCUGCUCUCAGAUCAGCAUCGUCAUGGUUUAUUUCCAGUUGUGUGCAGAGGACUACCGGUGGUGGUGGAGAACCUUCCUGGUGUCCGGAGGCUCGGCGUUCUACGUCCUCAUUUAUGCCGUCUUCUACUUCAUUAACAAGCUGGACAUCGUGGAGUUCAUUCCCUCCCUCCUGUACUUUGGCUACACCGCCCUGAUGGUGCUGUCCUUCUGGCUGCUCACAGGCACCAUUGGCUUCUACGCAGCAUACAUGUUCAUCAGGAAAAUCUACGCUGCAGUCAAGAUAGACUGAGUCAUCUGGACGUGUUUUUUUUUCUUCUUUAUUUUGGGUCACAUCCUUUUUAUUUUAUGUAUAUAUUUUUAUUCUUCAUGUCCAACAAGCACUGAAUUCUGUGUUGAGGGAAGAAGGAGGGGUUUUUAUGGCGCCCCUUCCGCUGGCCUCGUGGAGAAGAACAGCAUGGUGGCAGAGCAGCUGUCCUCCUCCCCUUACUCCAUCCCGGACUGAGACUUUGGGGGAAUCGUCCUCCAAUGGGGACAGUAAAUGUCUCCUGCUGUUCCACCUCGCACACAACACAGUGGGCCAAAGCUUGUCAGACAAGGGUUUCUUCAUAUUCCAGUUUUGUCUUUUCCAUUUGCGGUCAGUCUAAAUUAUCCAGGGGGGGGGUUGGUACCGCAGGUUUUACUUAUGACCUAACUUCUUUAUAUCAUCUUCUGAAAAGCUAUUUCAUUGUUUUUCCAUUGUCUUUGCUUUAAAACGUUGCUUUGGUUCAGUUUCAGCAACCUUGGACAUUUUGGAGGAGGGGGGUGGGGGUGUUAUGGUUUUUGACUUUGAACUCGUAUGAAUGGAAAUUAUGCCUGGGCGUUUUGCUUUGUAACACCUGACCGGAUGGAUUAAAUGUUCCCUUGGUUCCCAUGUGGUGGUGUUGACCGUGGUGGAGAAAUUUUCUCCCCCUCUUCAGAAGAUCCCGACAUCGCUCCGUUGGCUCUGAGGGAUGCACUGCGGCCCCAAAGCAGCCACUCAAAUCGGAGCACAACAUUUUUUAGUUUUGUUCUUCAAAGUCCACAACACAAAUACGUCUUUACAGCUUUUCCAGUAGAAACUCAACAAAACAAAAACUUGUUUCUGCUUAUUAGCCGCGCCGCCAGCGUUGCCUGAGCAGGGUGUUUGCUGAACAAUGUAGAAAGUUUGGGACAGGUUAUUUAAAAGGACCAUUUCAUUUACAAAUGAUGCCUCAUUUAUUUUAAGUUUGAAUCUCAUGUGUGAUACGUUUUUUGUGUGUAAUAUCAGAUACUUGGUCAAUGUGGUAGAUGAUUCUGACAGUGCUUGGGUGUUAUGGGGUGCAAAGCAUUGACUUAUAAUCCAGUUUUCUUAAUAGAUCUGUAAAGGUAUUGAUUUGCAACUCUUCCCCUAUUGAAUUGACAUUUUUGAGUUCCCUUUAAACACAUUUAUCAGCUUAAAAAACUUUUAAAAUAACAUUUAUACUAAUGAAGUUUGAGUGAUAGGGUUCCCCAAGACUCCCAAUAUUUCUUGCGCGUGUUCGGUCUGUUUGAUUCAUGCUAACUAGCAGCUUAGCUUUCCCACAGACACUAGAAACGGGGACACGGCUAAACUCGACCAGCUGCUGGAUGGAGCUUCAUAUUCUCAUCCUCGCGAUUCUAAUCCAGUUACACUUCUGAUCACCACUGACCUGCUGCCCUCUAAUCGGUAACACUAGUUUAUUAAAGUUCAUUCUGAUGGGGGAUCUUACGGGCCUGAUUACAGUCCCAUGGGAGUAUCCUAAAGCAUGAGAAGAUACAUGCUAAUCACAUAAACAGGACAUCCAUCAUUGUCUUCAUGGCUACAAUCAAAGGGGUUUACGUAAAGACACAAGGGGCUCGAAUGAACCCCUAUUCUCGGGGAGAAAGAAGGUCAGAAGGACGUUUUAUUCCUCCUAUGUCCUCUGGUUUCUUUGUUGGAAUCAGAUCUACCCAAACACUGAGCUUCUUGAAGAGAGCGAGUUUGUAUCCACAACUUGUGAAGCUUUUCUCCAUUUAAAUUGAAACAAUUUAUUUGCAUUUGCUGCUGUUCCUCCUGCAUUAUGUCACAGCGCCUCCAAGCCCCCCCACAUCUGGCUGCUGUCUAAAUGCAGACAGACCCGUAUCUCCUGCUGCAGGGAGUGCACAUGCCGGGGGAUUUGUUUUCUUUUUUUUCUUUUUUUUACACGUGGACUUUUAAAAAGCCCAGGGGUCAUGCGUUUGUAUGCUUGGUCUAUGAGUUUAAAAUGUAAAUUAAAAAAGGAAGCAGCUGUGUUUAGGUUCCGUUUUGCUGUGUGUGGCGCUCUCUGUAACGGUCCCAUCAUCGCUUAGCCCAAAGCAUGAUGCUCACGAUCACUGAGGAACUAAAUUGUUACUUUUCUCUGUUUCUUUUACAGAAUGUGCAAUUACAAAAUGUACAAUGACAAAACAAUAAAGUGAUUAAAGGUAA
Molecule: messenger RNA, 4176 nt
Organism: Pungitius pungitius (ninespine stickleback)
Lineage: Eukaryota; Metazoa; Chordata; Actinopteri; Perciformes; Gasterosteidae
Gene: tm9sf4
Product: transmembrane 9 superfamily protein member 4
Exons: 18
Coding region: 67-2004 (645 amino acids)
Biological process (GO): protein localization to membrane
Cellular component (GO): membrane
Source: RefSeq, a predicted model, not a curated record